AUGAAUGCUGGAGGUAAUGAUAAGGUGACUUUGCUCGAACAACGCCUAGAUAGUGUCGAAAGUGAACUCAGAGCGGAGAUCCAAGCACUUCAGAGGACAAUUGAGCUAGUCCGACCUGUCAUCCCAUCAAAGGUCGUCCAGGAAAGUAACGGUGAUGACAGUGACCUCGUAUCAAGGCACAUUGUCACCGAGGAGCAAUGGCACGAUCUGCGAACAUUUUUUGACGAGAAUUGCACCUCCGUCAUUGCUUUUAUGGAUGACCAGCUAUACCCAGCUGGUGAUACUGUCAGAAGACAUGUCCUGUUGUCCACGGUAAUAUGUCUUGUUGCUUCUCGGGCCAUUAUGCCUGAAAAAUAUCAGCUACUCCUCGAAGAAGCCGAUGAUAUCGUCAAGAGAACGUUUCAAGGACCCACCCCUGAUCUGUCAACGACAAAGGCAUUGAUGCUUCUGACAGCAUGGACUGGGCGAUCCCGCCUUUGGGGUUAUGUUGCUUCCAUCGCCGCAGAGCUGAAAUUGAACACUGCUGUGCUACAACUUGGUGAUAAUACCGUCCACCAGACAGAAGAGUCUGUCGAUCAUGCAAGGACCUGGUUAUCCUUGUGUUGUUUCGAUUUGGCGAUAAACCUCAAUCGUCCGUUCGUCAUCAACCGAAUGAGAGACUACUUACCUUACGUAAAGAACCUUCUCGUAUCGCCAUUUACGCGACCGGUUGAUCAUCGAAUAGCAGCUUAUGUUGAAAGCUUUGCCAUUGCGGCCGAUACUAAAGCUCAACUACAAACCACGAAACUGCACGUCACACCUCUUCCGCAAGAUGUCACAUCUCUUCUGGAUAACGCCAACGGAAAGAUAGAUAGGUGGUUUUACGACAUUAACAACACCAUCAAUCCUCUAUAUCAGACAUUUCAUGGACGACAAGAUCGAAAUCGUUUUCUCGUUCCGUACAGCUUCUUGAAAAUAUACAUCAACGGCUUUGCGUUGUAUGGCACCAUAUCGGACAGCAACCCUCCCGAUCUAAAACGACGGAAAUACCUUCAACAAGCUUUGGACAAUGCCAUUCUCGUGAUAAAGACACAAUACGACUCGCAUGCUCUCCGCAAAGGACUUCGAUACACUAUGGACUACAGCGGAAUUACUUCCUACUACGCGAUAAACUUUUUGUUCAAGGCUAUGAAUGCUGCUCAUCAUUAUUUAAAUUACUCAAUGGUUUUCCCGACACUGAAUCAAGCUGCGGAGAUGUUUGAGCAAGCUGGAGCUGUAGAAGCCGCCAUUGAUAUUCGCAGAGAGCAGGACAAGCUAGCGCUGCUAACUAAUACCGUGCUAUCCCCUGAGGUUCUGGAGCACGGGAACUUAGAUAAGGAUGCAAACGCCUUAUUUGACAUACCCAGUUUCUGGGAUGAGGCGAACUGGGAUGACGCAUUUCCUGAAAUGAAUGUUUAUACGCUGGACUAG
Molecule: messenger RNA, 1449 nt
Organism: Truncatella angustata
Lineage: Eukaryota; Fungi; Ascomycota; Sordariomycetes; Amphisphaeriales; Sporocadaceae
Exons: 8
Coding region: 1-1449 (482 amino acids)
Biological process (GO): regulation of DNA-templated transcription
Cellular component (GO): nucleus
Molecular function (GO): DNA-binding transcription factor activity, RNA polymerase II-specific; transcription cis-regulatory region binding
Source: RefSeq, a predicted model, not a curated record